CUGAUUACAGCCACAGAAUUGAAGAAGCAUCUGCUCCUGUCACCCUGUCUUGUCAUUUCUAUCCUGUCUGUGACUUUCACGUACCGUUUUUUAAACUGGCAAAACGAUCUUUUCGGUAAAAGUGAUUUAAUAGUUUAUUCAAAAUUUUCAAUAGAUGUUAUGGGUAGCAGUCACAGUACAAUAAUGCAGUCAAGAAAAUGUAUGAUGCAUCUAAAUUAUGAACUAGGACGCUAUUCGGGUUGAAUGAGGAUUUUCAAUGUUAAAAAGAUUACUUAAGCUUAGAACACAACAUCCUCUACUUCAAGUUCCAAGAAUCUUGAAAAUAUCAGGAUGUGGAGUUCGAAUAAAACCUGAACCCGUAAAGCCAGUAAAAAUAUCCCAGUCAGAGAAUUAUUAUGAUGAGAAGAACAUGGAGAUUGGUCGACCUCUGACACCAUUUAUAUCAAUAUAUGCUACCCAACUACAAGGUGUUAUGUCAAUAAGCAAUCGAAUCUCAGGAGCUGUAUGGACUUUCCAGAUGUUUACUUUUGCUGUAGCUGCAUUGGUGUUACCAGAAUCCGUAGAAUAUUAUGUGGACCAGAUAAAUUCUUGGAACAUAGACCCUAUUGCUAUAUUUGUUGGCAAAUGUUUAGUGGCCUGGCCUAUGGUUUACCACACAUUUGAUGGUACUCGCCAUAUUCUAUGGGAUUUUGGCUUGAUUCUAACUAAUAGAUCCGUUGCGAUAAGUGGUUGGAUAGUUGUGAUUAUUUCUGUUACUGUUACAUUGUAUCUUAGUUUAGUGGUUUGAUUUGUUUUGUAGUUUUGGUUGGAAUAAAUAAUUUUCAAUAA
Harmonia axyridis is the source of this 828-nucleotide messenger RNA. Its product is annotated as succinate dehydrogenase cytochrome b560 subunit, mitochondrial-like. The transcript has 4 exons. NCBI's taxonomy places the organism in Eukaryota, Metazoa, Arthropoda, Insecta, Coleoptera, Coccinellidae. The record is from RefSeq and is a predicted model, not a curated record. Gene Ontology annotation, cellular component: membrane. Gene Ontology annotation, molecular function: succinate dehydrogenase activity; electron transfer activity. Bases 257 to 787 code for a protein of 176 amino acids. Gene Ontology annotation, biological process: mitochondrial electron transport, succinate to ubiquinone; tricarboxylic acid cycle.